Clavispora lusitaniae ATCC 42720 is the source of this 819-nucleotide messenger RNA. It is a transcript of the gene TRP1, whose product is annotated as phosphoribosylanthranilate isomerase. The record is from RefSeq and is a predicted model, not a curated record. Gene Ontology annotation, biological process: L-tryptophan biosynthetic process. Gene Ontology annotation, molecular function: phosphoribosylanthranilate isomerase activity. NCBI's taxonomy places the organism in Eukaryota, Fungi, Ascomycota, Pichiomycetes, Serinales, Metschnikowiaceae.
AUGUCUAAUGUGAUCUCGGAAAACCUGAGAACAGUGAUAGACGUCACGCCAAUACCGAAAAUGACUAAGCUAGUGAAGAUAUGUGGCCUACGAACCACGGAAGCGGCAGAAAAAGCUAUAGAUUCCGGUGCGGAUUUAUUGGGGGUGAUCAUGGUGCCUAACAGAAAGAGGUCUGUGACUCACUCAGUUGCAUCUGAUAUUUCACAACUCGCUCGUGAAGCCAGAGAAAAGUCAGAGCGUGCAUUGAAAACUCCGACAGAAAUAGUGGCAUAUGUCCAAAAGCAACAACUUGCGAGCCAUGAUCUGUACUUCAGGCUUUAUCACCAACUACUUGUUGAAAACGGUCCAUUCUUAGUUGGUGUAUUCAGAAACCAGAAUAUCGACGAAGUGUUUUCCCUUGCAGAAAAAUGUGCUUUGGAUUGUAUCCAGCUACAUGGGAGUGAAGACAUCAGUCCGUAUUUGGAACGUAACAAGGAUGGAAAGUAUUUGAUUAUCAAAAGAUACGUGAUUCCAGAUCAUGUGGCGGAAAUGAACGACUUCUUUACAACCGUGUGUGAUCGUGCCAGCGAAGGAUUUGCUUUCCCACUUUUAGAUUCGGAAGCUGGAGGCGAGGGUAAGACCAUUGAUUGGAGCUUGAUCAACGACUUGGAGGGCAAAUUCGUACUUGCGGGCGGACUAUCGCCGGACAAUCUCAAAGACACAGUUCCGUACUCGAAGAAUGUGUUUGGUUUUGAUGUCAGCGGGGGUGUCGAAGAUGAAAACGGUGACAAGGACUUGCCCAAAAUUGAGCAAUUUGUGCUCGAGGGCAAACGUAUGUGA